CUCGUUCAAGUUGCUGUCGCCGUGAAACUGAGGACCGAGAAUGUCUCUUCGCUCCGAACCGUCAAAUAUACAUCCUGAUCAGACAGUUAAGCGACGAUUUUCAAGAUCUUAGGAAUGAAAUGCAGCAAAGAAAUGUUCAAGGCACUCAAGGCAUUCAAGGCGAGGAUCUUUCGGCCAAAGUGUGGGAUGAAGUAUAUAUUAGCGUUGUCAAACGCCUUUUUCUGCAUGUAAUAUAUCCCACCCAAGACGAAAUAAAAGAGUCCCUCAAGGACUACUUGAACAAAAAGUUCCCUGAAUUCGUGGCGAACUUAAGUGCUAACGAUUUUGCAAACCGGUUCCAUGGUGUAUGGUGUUCUCAG
Molecule: messenger RNA, 359 nt
Organism: Racocetra persica
Lineage: Eukaryota; Fungi; Glomeromycota; Glomeromycetes; Diversisporales; Gigasporaceae
Source: the annotation of a GenBank genome assembly